This is a messenger RNA of Kwoniella botswanensis, 660 nucleotides long. RefSeq lists its product as uncharacterized. Lineage: Eukaryota; Fungi; Basidiomycota; Tremellomycetes; Tremellales; Cryptococcaceae. Gene Ontology annotation, cellular component: U1 snRNP; nucleus. Gene Ontology annotation, biological process: mRNA splicing, via spliceosome; spliceosomal snRNP assembly; mRNA 5'-splice site recognition. The transcript is spliced from 3 exons. Gene Ontology annotation, molecular function: pre-mRNA 5'-splice site binding; zinc ion binding. The record is from RefSeq and is a predicted model, not a curated record. Bases 1 to 660 code for a protein of 219 amino acids.
AUGGGUAAAUAUUAUUGUGAUUAUUGCGAUAUUUAUCUAACGCACGAUUCUAUGAACGCCCGUAAAGCCCACAACACGGGACGAAACCACGUAGCCAACGUUCGAGAUUAUUUCGCUGGAUUGAACCAUGAUAAAGCUCAGAAUAUAAUCGAUCAAAUUAUCAGUCAGCAUGAAUCGGGAGGUGGGAGACAGCAGAUGAUGAUGGCGCCCAGUAUGAGGCUGGGCGCGGGGUUCUUGAAUCCUAUGACUACGCAACAGGGAUACCCUCCCUCGUCACCAUCCCAACCACCAUUCCCACCAUCCACCGGCGCACCACCAUUCCGACCUCCUUUCCCACCUAACGGCAAUAUGCCACCCUUCGCACCCUCAGCCGGAUCAGGUACACCCCCUCCCUUCCGUCCUCCUCCUACAGGUAUGGGAGCAGGUGCACCACCUUUCCCACCUACCGGAGUGAACGGUUAUGGUGGUCCACCACCGACUAAUGGAAUGCCAUUUAGACCACCACCUGCAUCUAAUAGUCCUAAUGGGUUUGCUAGUCCGCCUGGAGCAGCUGCAGCUGCAGCCGCAGCUCCACCUUCGUUCACUCAGGCGAGUCAACCGCCCGCUGCGGCUGCGCCGGGGAUACAUCCUGAUAGAUUGAGAAUGAUGGGGAGUCGAUAA